Molecule: messenger RNA, 1024 nt
Organism: Salvia splendens (bonfire salvia)
Lineage: Eukaryota; Viridiplantae; Streptophyta; Magnoliopsida; Lamiales; Lamiaceae
Product: transcription factor RAX2
Exons: 3
Coding region: 76-894 (272 amino acids)
Source: RefSeq, a predicted model, not a curated record
ACAGUUUAGAAGACAAAAUUCUUGUAAAGAAACAAUAUCCCAUCUCUAACACAAGCUGAAGAGAGAGAUCUAGAGAUGGGAAGAGCUCCUUGCUGUGACAAGGCAAAUGUCAAGAAAGGUCCAUGGUCUCCUGAAGAAGAUGCUAAGCUCAAAGAAUACAUCGACAAAAAUGGCACCGGUGGCAACUGGAUUGCUCUCCCUCACAAAGUUGGGCUGAGAAGAUGUGGAAAGAGCUGCAGACUGAGAUGGCUAAACUACCUCAGACCCAACAUCAAACACGGCGAAUUCACCGAUGACGAAGAUCGAAUCAUCUGCUCUCUCUUCUCCACCAUCGGAAGCAGGUGGUCGAUAAUUGCGGCUCAAUUACCGGGGAGAACAGACAACGACAUCAAAAACUACUGGAACACGAAGCUGAAGAAGAAGCUCAUCAACAUGGCUAACACUCACCACCGCCAACUCCUCCACCCGCUCCCAAUCCCAUCGCCAUCACCAUCACCAAACCCUCCAUUCAUUCAAUACUACUCGGCGCCCUCUCCAUUCCACGCACAAACACCCCCACUGUGUGACGCCUACACCAACCCCAAUAAUGUGUUGGCGUUUGAUCAAGGCAGCUGCAGCUCCUCCGACGGCAGCCAGAUCAGCCACCAGAGCUUCGCCUUCCAAGGAAUUGACGAUCACCACCAAAACCUCUUCUUCAACGACGCCGGCACCUCCUCUUCCUCCUCGAAUUACGCCUGCUUCAACGAUAAUCCGCAGGAUUACUACAGCAGCAUCGAGGAGAUCAAGGACCUCAUCACGAUCAACGACGGCAGCGACAAUUUCAGCUUACUCAUGGAUGAAAUCAAGGCGGAAGAGGAGGUUUGGUGCAAUGAUCUCAUCGUUUUCAAGGUGUGAGUGAGUGAUUGAUUUCCAGAUUUCUGAAAUUAGGGUAAUUAAUUAGGCCUAAAUUUAUUUUUGUUUUCUUUUGCUAUUUUGAUAUUGGGAGUUAUUAUUAUUAUUGAUAAUAAUAGUAUUUGAUUUGAUA